AUGGUGAACGAAACAGCAUGGACAGGGGCUGCGGAGGCCGUGAAAUACGGCGUCCACCUCGGCAUGUGGACCAAUUGGUCCCGUGGCCGUGUCCUGGGAGCAACAUUGACUCUGUCCCGCAAGGACGGGAACUAUCUUCUUGCGUUCACAGCAUUCUUCAUAGGGCUCGUCUCUACGCGUUUCUGGCGUAUCCUUUGUUUUAUUCUGCACAACCGGUUCUCGACAUCAACAUCUCGCGACGCACUUUAUCACCAACAACAAGCUAUACUCCGCAAUUCCGACUCGGCGGAAUCAGGCCUCUUGGUACUUUGCCAGCUCGUCUGGGCAUGGCACAAGACUGUCAAACGAUCAUUUGUCCGUGUGUUGCCUGUUAUCGCAACGGCAGCCUUGUCCGCAUUUGCCUUUACGAUGGCGGGAGGUUUCUCUUCCUCCAUAUCCACGGGUGUUGGCAACGAUGUUCUUCUCGAUGGCUCAAACUGCGCGUUUGUAAACACCGGAUAUCCCGACAUCGGGGCUUCAAGUGUCCUACAACCAUAUACAUCGCGACGGUCAAACAGUGCCGCCAAUUAUGCUCAACAGUGCUACUCCACCAAUGCCUCCGGUAUGCUUGACUGUGGAACGUUUAUCAAGGCCAGAAUUUCUAGCUCAGUUGAUAAUCACACGCCCUGUCCGUUUGCCGAAGGCCUGUGUCAAAGUGAUGCAAAUAUACGCCUCGAUACUGGAUAUAUUGACAGUCACGAGCACCUCGGAUUGAACGCUCCCUUCGACGAGAGGGUCAUCUUCCGCACUGUCCUUCAGUGUGCCCCUCUUGUGACCGAAGGAUACACCAACGACAUAAGCAACAUAAGCACUCCGGCCCAGAACUACACAGCAUACUAUUACGGCCCUGACAGGUUCGGGCAAAAUUACACAUUCUCCACAACCAGCUGGGACACUCAGUACCUCCAGAUAAGUGGAAACGAGUUUAAACUAACUAAUCUAUUGACCGAAAUGCUGAAUGGCAGCGUUUUCCCCUUGUACUCCGAUUUCACGCCUACUCCUGGUCUCUUCCCAGCAGACGGUGACCUGAUGCUCACAUUCCUAAUUGGAAACGGGGUCCAAUUCUUAGAGAGGACUGACGACCCAUGGUAUCGCGGGACUGUGCCUGGGGAAAACUUUACCUGGAUCAUGGCAAAAGGCCAGUCAAUAAUGAGCUACAGGCCAGAACAAGCUGCCUCACCCCUGGCUUGCCUACAACAGUAUCAGUUCUGCAAUCCUGCUCUACCGGAAGAAAGCCGCUGCGGUCCGCUAGCGAGCUUGCUCGACGCGCAGACCCGUGCAGCACAUCUAUUCAACAUGACAGAAGACCAGAUAGCGAACAACGACAUCCCUGACACGCCGGCCGGCUCGCGGUAUGUCUGGUUUCUCCAGUUCCUGACGCUCGCGACCAUCGGUCUGGACGACCUGAUCAACGCACUCGGGCCGAACUCGCUGGCAUCUCAGCAAAGCCUGAAUCGGAAUGGGGGCAUCAUGGGCGUUAUACCAAAUAAGCAGUGGCAACUUGACGUGGAGAAUUGGUGGGCUAUAUACAUGGCAUCUAUGCAGGCGGGCAUGGUCGACGUGGCCAAUGGUCCAAACGACCCGGCGCUUGAGCCGUACGACAUCCUUCCUUUUAACUCCCAUGUCAAGAAGUUGUGCAAUAACCAAAAAAUCCUCAGCAGCGACUACACCUCAUUCAGUGUGUUUGGGCUGUGUUUCAUUUAUGUCAUCGGCGCUCUGAUAAUAGCAACUUCUCUUCUCCUCGAGCACAUUCAGGCCUGGCUUUACCGUCGUCGAAAUCUGAGGGAGUAUGCCUACCUCGAAUGGACAGCCAAUGAGACCCUUCAGCUGCAGAGAAUGGCCUACCAGGGCCUCGAAUCAGGUCACUGGUCCCAUUAUACUGACCGCAUCCCCCUGACUGAACCAGGCGAUACGUUGGCUAAUCUGGCUGGAAGCUACCCCUUCGACGGGAAGGAGGAGGCCGGCGCCCAGAGGAGAUAUUCGGUUAACAAGGGAAAUGGCACGACCGUUAUUACUGUGCAGGCAGCGCCCCUGACGCAGAUCGAGACCGACGGGAGCUCAGGGACACCGUGCGAUGAUAACUCCCAUAUGGAGCAGGCCGGCGCGGGAAGGAGGCAUUCGGUGGAGGUCGUUCCUGCCGGACAUAGCCCACGGGAUGAAGACGUUCACUCGCCAGCUCUCCCUGACGUGGAUGCUAACCCUCAACCGCCUGCAGAUGCAGCGCCCGUGACGGUUAAUCCAACCACUCACCCUGGCGCUUAA
This is a messenger RNA of Diaporthe amygdali, 2301 nucleotides long. RefSeq lists its product as uncharacterized. The transcript is spliced from 3 exons. Lineage: Eukaryota; Fungi; Ascomycota; Sordariomycetes; Diaporthales; Diaporthaceae. The record is from RefSeq and is a predicted model, not a curated record. The coding region runs from base 1 to 2301 and encodes 766 amino acids.